GUUCCGCGUCCACACGAGCGCUUACUUAACUCGUAUAAUUAUUGUAACAUCCUCGUUGCACCCAGCCGAGCGUCAGUACUGCUCUAAUCAGGAAUCAAAAUCACGGAUGAUGUCCCGGACUUGAAAAUGCGCGGUAAUAAAAUACUCGCAACGCUUAUGCCUUAUUCUGUCUUCGGGCAGUUGGACAAUGAUGUAUACAUGGAUUGUCGUUAUUGGAGCGUGCUGCUGGACAGCGGCAUUGGGUGGCCCAGUGGAAAGCAUAAUUCCUGCCGAAUAUCCAGAUGUCGAGGGAGCGGUCGUGAAUGGCUCACCUGAGGACGUCUUUGCAGGAAAUGCAGAUUUUGACGAAUCAGACAGUGCCACCGUUAUCCCGCCAAGUUAUCCCGAUGAAGAGACCUAUCCACUGGCACAAUAAAACCUCCCAUCGGUGGACUAAUCAUUAAUGGUGAAUCUGCACCGAACAACGAGUUCCACUUUAUCGUCAGCAUCCGCCGAGACGAUAGCCAUAUCUGUGGUGGGUCGCUCAUGCCGGAUCUGAAAUCCGUCAUCACCGCCGCUCAUUGUGUGCAUGAUGAAAAAUCGGGCAGGCGCAUUCCAGUACGGGAGCUCAGCAUCGCGGUGGGCAUCCGCCGCCUCGUCAACGUCCCACCGUCCAACGUAAUCACGGUGCGCGAAGCCGUUGUUCAUCCCGACUACCAUCAUAAAAAGAUCCUCAACGACAUCACCAUCCUGCGCUUAGCGACCACGGCCGCCGGAAUACUGGGCGUAUCCAGCGUGAAACUUCCGCCCGCCAAUGCCGAGCCGGCUCCGGGUACAACACUGCACACCGCAGGCUGGGGGCGGACGCAAGAGGGAGAGGCGAGUGCGGCGUCAGAACAGCUGCUAAAGACCACGCUGAAGGUCGUGGAUCGCGAGCGGUGUCGACGUUCCCUGGGUGCAACAAGACGGAGUCAUAUUCCUCCCAGCCAAAUCUGUACCGAGAAUCAGGCGUCCGGCACGUGCAAUGGCGACAGCGGCGGUCCGCUGGUUAAUCGGCGGAGUGGUGGGGAUUAUUUGGUUGGUUUGACCAGCUACGGCCUCAGAGGAUGCACUCUCAACACAGCGGACGUUUUCACCAAAGUCAGCCACUUUACAGAAUGGAUCCAACGUGUCACCAACGGGGAUACCCCUUCCCACACCCAACCUAUUCCAGCCCCCGCGCAUCCUGCAAACCCUGAAAGCCCACCAGGGGAUUUUCGAGAAGAUAAUCCCACUCCUGCUCCCGGGCCAAGUAAUGGUGUCUUGCAACCAGGAGGUUGCGGAGGCGCAGGGACAAGAGGAUGUGACGCAACCCGACUGCUGCCUAAUUAUAACUGUCGCACGGUGGGAGCAACAUUGUGGUGCAAGACGAAACACGGUGAACUGCCGUGUACAGUCUCCGGAAAUAGACCCAUCUGUCGGUUAAGAUCCGGUAUCCCGUCGCCCGGUGGAGCCCGAAGACCACAGGGCGCUAACGUGCGUCAUUGCUACUCUCAGGGACACAAGACCCAUUGCACUAUCCGGUCAUCUUCCGGAUAGUACCAGCUACCAAGGCCUGAAAAUGAUCCAUUCGCGAUGUUACGUUAGUAUUAACUUUUAAACCGUUAGAAAACACUCAAAAAUCAAGCCGAUAGAGUAGUAUUGCGGCAGGAGAUGAGCGUUAAAUGGACACAAAAACAAAAUGGACUAAUACAAUUUUCAUGUUUCUGGCAUUUAAUAUGUGUGUGUUAGCACUUUAUUAGCAUUUCUCAAUAAAGGACGUCUGGCAUGUUAUCAAACGCAGUGUGACCAUGUC
Molecule: messenger RNA, 1813 nt
Organism: Paramacrobiotus metropolitanus
Lineage: Eukaryota; Metazoa; Tardigrada; Eutardigrada; Parachela; Macrobiotidae
Product: chymotrypsin-like protease CTRL-1
Exons: 6
Coding region: 526-1557 (343 amino acids)
Biological process (GO): proteolysis
Molecular function (GO): serine-type endopeptidase activity
Source: RefSeq, a predicted model, not a curated record